This is a messenger RNA of Dioscorea cayenensis subsp. rotundata (Guinea yam), 711 nucleotides long. Its product is annotated as protein FAM50A-like. Gene Ontology annotation, molecular function: protein dimerization activity. The record is from RefSeq and is a predicted model, not a curated record. The transcript is spliced from 3 exons. The coding region runs from base 1 to 711 and encodes 236 amino acids. NCBI's taxonomy places the organism in Eukaryota, Viridiplantae, Streptophyta, Magnoliopsida, Dioscoreales, Dioscoreaceae.
AUGGAAGUAAAAAUGGGAUUGUACAAGACAAUAGAGAAAAUGUAUCCCGAUCUUUCAACAAUAAUAAAUAUUGGUCAACAAUUAGAAAAGUUUAAGAAAGCGGAGGGAUUAUUUGGCAUGAGCAUGGCUAUUUUAACGAGAGAAAAAGGAGCAACCUGUUAUGGGGAAGAAUGCAAAGAGCUUCAAAAUCUUGCAAUUCGGGUUCUAAGCCUUACAUGUAGCACCACAGGAUGCAAAAGAAAUUGGAGUACAUUUGAGUAUGAGCAUUCCAAAAAGGGAAACCGUUUGGAGCAACAAAGAUUAAAUGCUCUUGUGUUUGUCAAGUACAACAUUCAACUUGAAUUAAGACAAGAAAAAAGGGAGAAAAAAGAUGAGACAUAUGAUCCAAUUUGUUUGAUUGAUAUGGAGUCGGAUGAUGAGUGGAUCACCGAAGUAGAAGACGCUUGUUUACCCCAAGACAAUUCAUGGAUGGAUAUGAAUGAAUGUUUUGAAGAUGAUGGAGGGCUUGGAUCGAAUAACAAAAGAAAACGAGGACCAAGAAACUUAAAACUUGAUAGGAAAAGAAAAGGAAAAGCCCUUGUAGAUGAAGAGGAGGUAGAGGAGGCAGAUGAUGAUGAAGAAGCUAAUACAGAGGAAGAGGAGCAAGAAGAUGUUAUGGUAGAAGAUGAUGAUGAUGCUGACGAUGAUGACGAUGAAGGGUUACAAAUUUGA